AUGACGAAAGAUGGAAACACAACCAGAGUUGUCAAUGCCGACAACACUGCUGGUACCAUCACCAUAGUUCAAUUCAACCCCGCUUCCCAACUACCUAUCAAACUUAGUGGAAGUCACAAUUUUGCUACUUGGAAAGCUCAGUUCUCCAUGCUUAUGCAUGGUCAUGACCUCUAUGGUCAUCUUGAUGGUUCCACCCCAGCCCCCAUUCCGACCACCACUUUUGGAACCAACACCACCCCUAAUCCUACUUACACACUUUGGUUCCGUCAGGAUCAACUUAUUCAAAACGCCCUUAUGGCUUCCGUUGACCCUACCAUAGCCUUCACAGUUGUCGCUGCUAACACAUCAAAACAGGCCUGGGACUCUUUGCACACUGCCUACGCAAACAAGUCCCAGACCCGAAUCUUCAGUCUUCGUGAUCAACUUGGCCGAAUAACCAAAGACACCACUCCUAUCACCGAGUACCUUCAAUAUAUUCGGUCCCUUUCAGAUGAACUUGCUACUGCUGGUGCCCCUGUCACUAAUUCCGAACUCAUAGUCAAAAUCCUUAGUGGACUUGGACCUGAGUUUAGUGAGAUCUCGGCUGCCAUACGGGCACGUGACACUAUAGUUACCUAUGAAGAACUAUAUGAAAAAGUUGCUUGA
Molecule: messenger RNA, 645 nt
Organism: Nicotiana attenuata
Lineage: Eukaryota; Viridiplantae; Streptophyta; Magnoliopsida; Solanales; Solanaceae
Exons: 1
Coding region: 1-645 (214 amino acids)
Source: RefSeq, a predicted model, not a curated record